GCAAUAUCGCAAGUGCAGAUAUUAUGACAUUAUAUAAGAGAGCUUUCUUCACAGAUAUAGUGUCAUCCUUAUUCAUUUAGGCUUAGCCACGCAGGAAAAGGCGUCGAAAGCAUAUUCUUUGGAGUUCGGCGAUAACCUCAAUUGAUUAUCUUGUACAAUUUAAUAUUUCAAACAUGCCUCCUUCAUCUAUAGGGGCCGAAGUCCCAAUAGGCUCUGGAACUAUACCGCUAGGUGGAAUCAUUGGUAUCGCCAUUGGCAGUGCUAUCGUGUUGAUUGUGUUUGGAGUUACAGCAGUGACAUAUGUAAAACGCCAUCAUCGAAAUGCAACCAAAAUUCGCGAGGAUGAAGUUCAAGAUGACAAAAUUACGAGUUCAGUUGGACGAGCAAACUCAUCGCCGUAUUCGCUUCCUCUACUCGCAACUCCAUACCAUUAUCUGCCGCCUAGGAAUGUCCCUGGUCGGCGUGGUACGGCGAAGCACGCAAACUUUAUUGAUGAUGAUGAGGAGGAGGAGGAGGAUGAAAACAUUGUUAGACCGGGUACGAAGAGAUCAUCCGGGCCUAAGAACCUCUUCCAAAAACAAAGAUCUAGUAUCAGAGAUUCAUGGCCGUUGGCAUCCAGGACUCAGUCACCCGCAAAAUCGCUCCCCCAUGCUCAAUCAGAGAAAAACAUACGAAUUAAUUGUGUAGCCCCACCAGGCUAUGUUCUCCAGGAGCCACAGCGUCCGAAAAGGACAUUCUCGAGGAAGUCUCAUGUCAAGAAUUCGGAUUCUGUUGAAGAUAUUACAAUAAUCGAUGGGGAGCCUAAUAUACUCCGUGGCAGAAGCCGAUCCAACUCGGAGAACCAGUUAUCAUCAAUUCUAAAAUCAACAUCUCAACGUCUCAGGGACACCCACAGACAGUCUGUGAGGAGAAGUUGGAGCAAUCUAGGGAGAUUUCCAGGAUCACCUCCUAAACAAAGGCUACCUAAUCCACCGUUGAACAAAGCCACAGAGAGCAGAGAAGUCCUUCUUGCACCUGAACUCUCUACACCAGACAUUACUUCCCGUGAAGAAAUGCAAUCACCACGAACACCAAGUCCGGGAAAGAGAAUUCCAAGACUGUCUGGUAGAGCAUUCAAGAAUCGAGGGCGAUCACCCACACCAUCUGGAGAGUCAGAUGACAGCCUUUGUGGCAUCGAUACACCUGAUCUUGUUAUUCCAGCACAGCUCACAUCACCAAGCAAGAGUGGUCGAAGAUUUGAACAGCGCCAUCGAAUGAAUCUUUCUCCCACCAAGGGCUCUAAUGGAGAAGUAAAGACAAACCGAAUCCCUAAGACAUCACUCACAAAUGAUCCAUUCUUCUCCUCGGUUAAGAGUGCAAAAGUCACCCAAUCUACUACAAUUUAUGGGCCACAACCUCGUUACAUGAGAAAGGCUACUUUUGGGCAGGAAGAUCUCCAAGAGCAAGUUAUGAAUCUUGGUGACCUACCAUUGAAGGAUAUCUCAGGAAACCAAAAAGGGCCACUGGUCAAUCAGCCUCGAUACCCUCCGACUUUAACUGAGCUCAAUCCGUUUCAGUGGUCACCAAAAGAAGCUAUGCAAACUCGACCCAGGACAGCAAGUCCUAAUAAAAUCAUAUCGAAGAGAAAGGGACAUAAGCGUUCGAAUGUGGUACGAAUCUCUGGCUUAUCUAGGCCAACAAGUGUUAGUGUGGUUCAUGAAGAGUCGGAAGGGGAAUCUCCUGGCAUGACAACGAUAAUAUCUCGACCAACUCUUCGUGUAGUCGAGCCAAGUCCUUCGUGUGCUUCACUCUCCAGUCGAUAUUCUAGUGCUAUGCCUCGACCCCCGUCAGUUUCUACCUUCAAUCCCAGUAUAUCUAUACCCUCUUUGAAACCAGGCUCAAGGCAGGUGUCAUUGAAUCGUGAAAGGUCCGCAACACCACCCCCUUUGAGGAUCAGCCCGACUUUCAACAUUCCACAACUCAAGCCUGUGGAAAAACAUACACCACCCGAACAAGAACCAUACUCCCCUACGCCACCACCUUCAAAAUUCAAUUCAAUUCUCAACGCUCCUCCAUUGAAGCCAAUGGAGCGAUAUGCAUCUGGGUCAUCAAACUCCGAUGAAUACUCCCCAACAUUAUCAGUCUGUAAUUAUUACGCCGAGAAUUUAAAUUCUGAAGUUGAGUUCUUCAAACAGGCCCGAUCAUCACUUGCUAUGAAGUCUCAGGUCCGUCGUCAUAUACAGAACAUUGAUGAAGAAAUCAUAAGCCCCGAUACCCCAACGGAUACUUUAGUUUCUUUUCCGGCACUGCCUCCACCAGAACCGGCAAUUGAAGAAAAGAGAAGUCAUCAUCCUGAUGUCCUGGAAUCUUGGAGAUCAGAGCGUCCGCCAUCACGAGCUAGCAACCCGUCAAGUCUUUCCCGAAUAUCAAGUUUGGCCAACAAAAACUCAAGAGCACCAAGCCCUAAGCGAGUGUCUUUCAAUGAAAGUUCAAACAAUAAACCACCCAGCUCUGCACGAUUUUCUCAGUCCUCAAUUAAUAAUGCAUUGAUUCUCGGCCCCAGACAAUUCUCACGCGCGAAUCCUCCAUCCCCAUUAACUAUCCCAUCCACCUCUUUACCCGCACCGCCAAUCCUCAGCCCACCUCUACCAAUUCCUGUUCAUCUUACCGGACCCCGACCAGAACCUUACAAACCUGGGUCAUUCAGCACUGCCAUGACCACUCUUGCAUCCAAUACCCCCAACUCCACUCGUGAGUCAAUCGCUACAAGCAUUGGUCUCUUACGUCGCAUGAAUUCUGAGAUUUCUUGUAUCAGUGCUGGUGAUACCGAUUCUUCUCCAAUGGUGCCUGGAAUUGGUCUCGACUGGAGCGAUCGCCAUCGUGCGUGUCGCUCAUCUCGAUUUUAUCUCUCAAUCGGUUCACCCAUCGACGGUACAGCCGUUCAAAAUUAUCGGUCCUCCCUCAGUAUGCUCUAUCCGAAUUCUUAUUCUGUAUAUUCCAACUCGUAUUUUCCUCAAGGAAAUGAUUCAAGUACUAGCGUCAACAGUGUUAGCGAGAGACGCCAGUCGAGGAGUGAUUUGAUGAAUCCUAACUACGGUAAUCUGCAAGAGAUACUGGAGGAUAUUAAUGCAAGUCGUGAAGGAAGCAGAGGUGCAAGCACUAGAGGGAGUAGUCCAGUAGCAAUGGGCAGACAUGGAUUGAACGUCAAAGAGAAGAAAUUAUCUUUAACGAAUCUGACUAUUCUCCCAGACGGGGGAAUCGGUUACAUGAUGGACUACGAUGAUGAGGAUGAAAUUGUCGUUGAACCCUUGUCGUUAUCGAAAACCAAGAUGAACGUAGAAAAGGAAGUGAAAUCAACCAAGGACACCAAAGAUACUCGCUGGUCCGACGCAAUGAUUAAGCCUCUCACGAAAACUACUCGGCGAGAAAGUAAAAUGGAACAUCCCAGUCCCAUAACACCACCAAAUUGGGGAUGGAGUCAAGCGGUAACCGUAGCAAAAGAAAGAUUGAGCAGAAGUCCAACUAGGGAUAAGGAGAACGUGGUAGAUAAUGAUUGUGAAAGGGGAAGAGAUAGCCCUGAGAGUCCAGGGUUGUAUGAUCAAGAUGGGUUUUUGAGGAGUUCGCCGGAACGCACAACUGUAGAUGCAAGUCAGAAUGGGGAUAGUAGGGGAAGAGCAAGGCGAGCGACAGUUAAUGCGUUUUCUGGAGAUUUGAUGGAACAGAAAACGAGGGAGAAGUUAUCUGCGCACAUAGUUACGUCAUAAUAUUUGGAUAUGGAGGACUUGUGGAAUGCAGAAAUACAAUGCGAGGGACA
This is a messenger RNA of Botrytis cinerea B05.10, 3793 nucleotides long. RefSeq lists its product as hypothetical. The coding region runs from base 174 to 3743 and encodes 1189 amino acids. The record is from RefSeq and is a predicted model, not a curated record. Lineage: Eukaryota; Fungi; Ascomycota; Leotiomycetes; Helotiales; Sclerotiniaceae. The transcript has a single exon.